UCAGUCCUUCAACGUAUCGUUGGUGUUCAAUACAAUAGAAAAAACAUAACCUAGCCCAGUAUCUUUACGUUGACUGGUUACUACGCUCGAACGGACGUCAAUUAUUAUAAUUAAUAUCUUCAUUAAGUGUUAUGUAGUGUGUAUUUAUACGUGCUAGUUGUUCUAUUCUGUACUUAUGUUCAGAGUACUUCUGGUCUUGAUCUAAAACUGUGUGAUUUUUGUCACAUACCACAUUUUCAAAAAAUUAUAUUCAGAAAGAUAACAGCGUUUGACUGAUAACAUUUGGCUAGUGAAAAUCUACGAAAUUUUAAUUCGUUCUUAAAAAGUGUGGGAUCUUUUAGGUGUAAGAUAAUCGAUUUAUAAUUUGUGGAAAUAAGAAACUUGGGGCCUAGCCCUCUGUUACUGAAUUUAAUGACAGUUUUUCAUACUUACUUAAGUGUUGCUUUCCUAGAAAACCUAGAUGUACAAAAAACUUAUAAGUUUAAAGGUAGAAGUGAAUUAUCAGUAUCACAAAAAUGUCAAUUGUAUCUCCAAGAGCAACAUUGAGAUGGAAAGAAUGGAUCCCUCUUGUUACACAACAGCAACGUUUACGCAAUCUUCUGCAAAUCAUUGCGUAUAAUAUCAAUCCCUAUGAAAAAUGUCCUCAUCUAGAAAAGAGUACAAGAAAGAACUGCUAUUACUACACCCUACACCUGACAACAAUGUCUGCACCGUUCUAUACAAGCGAGAAACUGGAGAGUGACAACCCAAAAUGGGCCGAUGUGGAGAUUAACCAGGUUAACGGUGCGGCUAAUGGGGUUGUGAUACGCGUAUGGUGUCAUCCGAGCGAUGGUAGUGAGCAGAUGGUCACUGUGUGGGGUGUCUACUUCAGUGGACUCUCGUACCUCGGCCCUCGACUGGUGGGCACCGAUCCCUCGCAGUUCAAGAGCAACACCAUCGUCUUCCACAUGCAGGGCGGGUACUUCACCGCCCCCCACUGCUUCAAGGAGGCACGACCCGCCAGUCGGGUGCUCUCUGCGGAGAUACCCGUCACGGACAUCAGGCCUAGUUACUCCGUCAGCCUCCUUUUGCGAUUGCACUCGAUACAGCAGGCGAUCAAGCAGCAUUCAGUGGCAGCUGCGUCGCUGAGAGAGCGCAUAUCGGACGGUGGCCUGGGAGCCGGCGAGACGGGGGGAGAGAGUGCCAUGUUACGUCGUCUGCUGCACCGCACGCGUGCCCCUGCCCCUCCUCCCCACCACCACCAGCUGGCUGCCAUGCGCCGUGAACUGGAAGAGGUUAGGUUUCGGGUCAGCCUGCUCACUCAUGAACGUGACAAGAAGAGUUCUCAGAUCAGACAGAAGAUUGCGGAGAAAAACAGGCUGGUUGAUGAGAAUCAGGAUAGAGAUAGAGAGUUGAUGGAGAGGUAUAGAGUCUUACACAAGGAGGUGGAGAGGCUGAAGGAACUCAAACGGUUGACGGUCGAUGUCAGAGAUAAUCUUUACUCGACCACUUCAAUGCUUCAAACUCUGAGGAGAAAACGUAUUGCCGAGUUGAACAUAAUUUAUCCGAUUAGUCAGAUGGGUGACGACAAGUUUGCCAUAUGUGGAGUCCAUCUGCCCAACUCUGAGGACUUUGCCGGCCAUGAUGAGGUGAUGAUCUCAGUGGCACUAGGUUUCGUGGCUCACUUGAUUCAGAUGAUAGCCUACUUUCUCCACAUACCUCUCCGCUACCCCAUUCUCCAUGCUGGCUCUCGCAGCAGGGUCAUAGAUCAUAUAACGGAGAAGAUACCGGACAAGGAAAGAGAAUUCCCGUUGUAUUCGAGAGGAAAGGAGAAGCUCCAGUUCAACUAUGGAGUGUACUUGCUCAAUAAGAAUAUAGCCCAGUUGAGAUGGUACUGCAAUCUGGUCACCCAAGACCUCAGGACCACACUGCCCAACCUGUUGGCCUUACUCAACCUCAAGCCUGGCCACAACACACUGAGACUGGAAGCCAGCAAGAGGGCGUUGUCCAGCUCAGAGCUGCAAGGAGUGGGGGUGCGGCUUGUGAGUCCGCCCAGUGCCCGCUACCGCACCAAGUCCGCCAACUCACCGCUGAGCUACUCCUUGGACAAGGGGCUGGAUCAGCUGGACCGCUGUGCCCACCACAUGGACCCUCCCGAGGCUGCUCCCAGCUCAGAGGACGAUGGUCAACGAGAGUUCUUGCACUCGUGGGCCGCCCAGGGCCCCGCCCCCACCGGUUCAGACGUGGACGACCCCGCCACCAACAACGGGGCCGAGACCCUGGCUAGUUUCAUCAACAAAAUGAACAGUCCUAUAGUCGUGAACAGAGUUGGUAAGCGUACUGAAGAUGACAAAACAACAGAUAAGGAUAAAUCAGAGGAGAAUGGGUCCAACAAUGCAUUCCAAGUACAUGAGACCAUAAGGCAGGUGACUUCAAGACAUUCACCUGACUCUUAGUAAACUGUGAUUGGUUUUGAUAGGGAACUAACACUGAAUGGGUCUUUUCAUUACAGUUGGAAAUUCCAUUAAAGAAUCCUUAUCCUUUCCAACUUGAGUCAGAAAAUCAUUUGUUUAGUAUAUUCAUAUAAAAAUGUGCUCUAUUAAAAUCAGGCUUUAUCUCCUGUUUAUCAAAAAAUACUCAUUAAAAAUGAGAUUGAUAUAAAUUUUAUUGUUGAUGAAAUCUUUUGUCAUUAAUAAAUAAUAUUUCAUAAAAUAUAUCACAAUUUUUAAUGGAAAUCAACUCUCAGAGAACUUUCCUAAUAUAAUAUAGAAAAUAGACGAUUUUAUUUUAUUGUUAUUUGUAAAAGAAAAUAACUUGAAAUUGAUAAAAUUAUUGGUAAAAUGAUUUAGCUCAAUCAAUUUAUAACAUGAAGAAACACAUUUGUUGUAGUAUGUCCUUUUUAUUAAUAAGGAAAUUAUUUGUGUUUGAUCAUUAAGGACCCGAUAGAGCCAUUGUAAAAUCGUUGUACAUCCAUCCGACUGUCCGUGCGAUAGCUCUUGAUAGAGAGUUCCAAUAAACGUGAAACUUGGUACAUAGGUUCCUCUGGUUUCAAGAUAAAACCCUAUUGAUUUUGGAAAAAGGGGCCAAAGACCACUCUGUCUAUGCAGUAACUCUUGAUAGAAAUAUCCUAGCGACUUGAAACUUGGUAUAUAGUUUCCUCGGGGUCCAAGCAAGAACUCUAUUUAAAAUUUUGGAAUCAAAGGGUAAAAGAGUAGUCUGUUGGCCAUGUAAUAACUCGUUUGUUAUGAUAAGUUGGAUCCCUAAUGCUCUGUUGUAUCGAAUUUCUUUUAGUUUAGUAUUGUGUUUGAACCAUUUUUGUUUGUGUAGUUCUGAAUUUCCAGUUCCCUCUAGUAUUUUGCUUGUCUCCUCAAAAUAUGUAUUUUUUUGGGACUUCCAUCAAAACCUCUCCUGUACUAUAGAACAUCUAACUUAUUUGUGCUCGCUGUUCAUAUUUUGGAGCAGUCAACUCUGCUAGCUAAUCCUCUACUAUCAAGACGUAAUAAGAUAUUGGCUUUAUAUGGAUAAAAUUUCAAGUUUGAAAUGCCAAUGCAAGUGGUGAUUUUAACAAAUUCACCCUUUGAGUGCCACUGGCAUUUUUCCAAGUAGCAAGCUUUUGUGAAAAAGCUGUUUUAAAAUAACUAUUUAACAGAUCUUCAUAGUUUUGUUGUUGUUUUUUCCAACUAAAUGAAAAAUAUGAGACAUAUCAUUACAAACAAAAUUUGCUUUAUUCAAAUAUAAAGAUUUCAGUUUUUAUAAACAAUUUUAUUACUAUUUUUGUAAAAAGUUAGGUUUGAGACAAAUUUGAGUGAAUACAGAUUUUUUUCUUAUACCAUGCGAAAAACCAUUAUAAUAUGAAGAAAUUUCAUAUAUUAUAACAUUUUUUACUGACAAAAAAAAACAUGUAAGGUGAAGGUAACAUUUUACUUCAAAUUACAAGCAUUUAGGAAAAACAUGAUUGCAAAAAGUCAAUUUAUUUUCAUGGAUUUUUAGAAUAAAAGAUUUUUUAGAAAAAAAUCCCCCACUUUUUAUAAAAUAAAAUGUUUUAAGUAUAUUUUAUUGUGUACAUAUUUUUUAACGAUUUUUACAGUUAUACCGUGAGAAAGGCCAUGAAAUUCUAAAUGAAAUUUAGGUAUAAUAUAUGAUUCUACAGCGGAUUUGUAUAAAAGUUUCACUUUACCACUUUGCUGCAGUAAUAUUCCGUUGAAAGUUUUAGACUGUUUUAAUUGCCAAUCAUAAGUCAUGUGCAAACAUUAUCACCCAUUGUUGAGGCGUCUUAUCAAUGAAUGUAUCUCUCAUAAACACGAAGCAAAUAUUUUGGUUUUAUGUGUUUUUUAAGUGGCUGAUCACCUUGUGACAUGGUAUUUUAUAUGGCCUGAUAACAGGCUGGUAAUUAUGGCUAAAAGCAGUUAGCUUAAAAUGUUUUUAGGUCACAGUAAUGAAAGUAGGGUAAUGUAAAUCAUUUCACUCUGCUAAGGGAAUUGGCUCAAAAUUUUCACAACAGUAGCUUCACUUAUAUGACUAUCCCAAUAAUUUCUUGAAUGUAACAAAUUUGGUGAGGAGACAAAGUAAUAAAAAAUGUAUUGAAACCUCAGUGGUAAAUGCAGGGGAUGAGUGGCAAAGACGGUAGUGAUGUGAGUGGCAACUUUUCUGCCGCUGUAUAAUUCUCCCUCACCAUCUAUGCAUGAUUUGAUGACUUUGGACAAGAUGGUGCAGGUUGUUGCUUUUCUAAAAGAAUACGAUCUUAAGAGGAUAACUUUGAUUAAAUAAAUUAAAGUGGAAGGGCGUUUUACUCAAAUAAUAUAAAGUUAACAUUUCUGCUUUCGCAAUUGUAAGUUUUUUGCGAUUAUGUUUGCUGGCAUUGGUUACGCUUAUUACUGAUUUGCUCGUUUUGAACAGAAACAAUGAGCAAAAGUCUUCCGGAAGAUUCUAAUAGCAUACAGGAUCAAUCGGUACGCUGUUUCUGUCAUCUGCUGUUUGAGCUUAUCGUAGCCAUCGCCACCAAUCUUUAAGUUGAACAAGAAACAAUUAUUGAGUCGAGACCUGAGGAUUUUACAAAUAAACUUUCAACCUUAUUACAGAAUUCAAGUAAGCUAACAAAUUGUGUAUACGUUACAUUUUAACUGUCAUAUUACACAAACCUAUCUUUGAUGUUUCAAAUCUUGUGGAAUUUUCAACUCUAAUGUACAAGAAACUGCAUGGUUAUCAAAGUGCUUGGUGCCUUUGGCUGGAACCAAAAGUAAACGACUGAUAUUAAUUUCACCUUCCAACGUUUUAUACUGUAUUAUUUAAUUGUUUUGAGAGUGAACUGUUAUGUACUCGUCUAUGUAUUAUUAGUUGUUGAAGAUUGCUAAACCGGCUUGCUAAGCUACUCAAUGUUAUGUUCUAUUCCUAGCGGCUGUGGUUUAGAUGUAAUGAAUUAGUUACCUGUUAUUGAA
Molecule: messenger RNA, 5414 nt
Organism: Homalodisca vitripennis (glassy-winged sharpshooter)
Lineage: Eukaryota; Metazoa; Arthropoda; Insecta; Hemiptera; Cicadellidae
Product: UV radiation resistance-associated protein-like
Exons: 8
Coding region: 516-2435 (639 amino acids)
Biological process (GO): SNARE complex assembly
Cellular component (GO): lytic vacuole; endosome
Molecular function (GO): SNARE binding
Source: RefSeq, a predicted model, not a curated record